AUGAGUAUUGACUAUUCUUUGUUUGCCAAUGUGUCUGCAUCAGUGCCAGCAAUAUGGCACUAUUCAACAGGUUUAGUUUCUUUAUUAUGCUUAAUAUGUGGUACGUUAUCAAAUGGCAUCGUUUUGUUUAUAUUUAUUAAAGAUCCAAAUUUACGACAACCAAGAAAUUUUUUUAUUAUCAAUCUUGCUAUUACUGAUCUUGGAUUACUUCUAUCAAAUAAUACAUUACAUGUUAUUGCAUCAUUUAAAAAACAAUGGAUUUUUGGACAAAUAGGUUGCAAUUUGUAUGCUAUAUGUGGUGGUGUAUUUGGUCUAGGUUCUGUUACAACAAUGGCAGCUAUUUCAAUUACUCGUUUAGUAGCUGUAAUCCGUCCACUUAGUUCAUUGACAUUAAGUAGUCAAUUUACAAUAAAAUGUCUUAUAUAUAGUUGGAUUUAUGGUUCAAUUUGGAUAAUGCCACCAUUAUUUGGUUGGAGUCGUUUUGUUUUCGAAGGUUUUGGUACAACAUGUACAUUUGAUUAUUUUUCUCGAGGUUAUUGGGAUAAAUUAUUUAUAUUAACAUUAGUAACCGGUGGUUUUUUAAUUCCAUUAUCAAUCAUUUUACUUUCAUACAAAUUUAUUUUAAUAAAAUUAAAUAGACGUAGUCGUCGUCUAACAUAUCGAAAUAGUGAUGAACAAAAUCUUCAAUUACGAUCAAGACAAUCAAAUGUUUAUAGUUUUCAAUCAGCAAAUUCUGUAACUGAUACAAGAAAGCAAAGUGAAACAGUAACAAUUUGUGAAGCCAAUGGAGAAAAUCAGAUAGUACGAAAUAGUUAUCUUACAGAAGCUCGUGCUAGACGUACAGUAUUAUAUAUUUGUGCUAUAUUUUGUAUAGCAUGGGGACCUUAUGCAUUAACGGCUGUUCUAUCACAGUUCGGUUUUGAUCGUUUCAUAACUCCAUAUACAACAGCAAUGCUUGGUUUAUUUACAAAAACAGCAGCAUGUGUUAAUCCAUUAAUAUAUGCACUUUCAUCAGUGACAUUUCGUCAACAACUACGUAGUUUGAUGAAUUCUUUUUAUACAUGCGGACAAACGUCUCAUUCUUUAUCACCAUAA
Rotaria sordida is the source of this 1095-nucleotide messenger RNA. The record is from the annotation of a GenBank genome assembly. NCBI's taxonomy places the organism in Eukaryota, Metazoa, Rotifera, Eurotatoria, Philodinida, Philodinidae.